ACACCGCUUACAUCUAGAGCGGCCCGGCCGGGAGCGGAACCGAGGGGCGCGCGAACGUGAGAGGAAAGCUGUGCGCGGCUGCGCUUUCCCACCCCUGAGACUUUCUAGACACGGGAAAAAUGCUUUCUGAAAGCAGUUCAUUUUUGAAAGGUAUGAUGCUGGGAAGCAUUUUCUGUACCUUGAUCACUAUGCUAGGACACAUUAGGAUUGGUUAUGGAAAUAGAAUGUACCACCAUAAGCAUCAUCACCUACAAGCUCCUAAUAAAGAAGAUAUCUUGAAAAUUUCAGAGAAUGAACGCAUGGAGCUCAGUAAGAGCUUUCGGGUAUACUGCAUCAUCCUUGUAAAACCCAAAGAUGUGAGUCUUUGGGCUGCAGUGAAGGAGACUUGGACCAAACACUGUGACAAAGCAGAGUUUUUCAGUUCUGAAAAAGUUAAAGUAUUUGAGUCAAUUAACAUGGAAACAAAUGACAUGUGGUUGAUGAUGAGAAAAGCUUACAAAUAUGCCUUUGAUAAAUACAGAGACCAUUACAACUGGUUCUUCCUUGCACGCCCCUCAACAUUUGCUAUUAUUGAAAACUUAAAGUAUUUUUUGUUAAGAAAGGAUCCAUCACAACCAUUCUAUCUAGGCCACACUGAAAAAUCUGGAGACCUUGAUUAUGUGCAGAUGGAAGGAGGAAUUGUCUUAAGUAUUGAAUCAAUGAAAAGACUUAACGGACUUCUCUCUGUCCCUGAAAAGUGUCCUGAACAGGGAGGGAUGAUUUGGAAGAUAUCUGAAGAUAAGCAACUAGCAGUCUGCCUGAAAUAUGCUGGAGUGUUUGCAGAAAAUGCAGAAGAUUCUGAAAGAAAAAAUGUAUUUAAUACCAAAUCUGUUGGGCUUUUAAUUAAGGAGACAAUGGCUGAUCAACCCAAACCUGUAGUAGAAGGAUGUUGUUCAGAUAUGGCCAUUACUUUUAAUGGACUGACUCCUAAUCAGAUGCAUGUGAUGAUGUACGGAGUAUACCGUCUUAGGCCAUUUGGGCAUAUUUUCAAUGAUACAUUGGUUUUCUUACCUCCAAAUGGUUCUGACAAUGACUGAGAAGUAAAACAAGAGCAUGUAUAUGAUCACUGUAUAGGACAUGUGUUGUCAUUAUUUGUGGUAACAACUACAUAUCCAACAAAGCAGUAUGUUUUGUUUUUGCUUUUUUCUCUUUUUCAGUUUGGUGACACUGGUUUAAUCACAGAUUAAAAUUUAGUAGUACAUUUUUAAAUAGAGUGGGAUUUUUCCUUAAAACAUGAAAAUUUCAAACAUGUUGGAAAGAUAUAAGAAUAAUUUUGCAAAUCAAGCAUAUAUUUAUAAACAUGUUUAUGUGAUAAACUAAAUUAUGAACAUUAAAAUCUGUGGCACAUAUUUUUGCUGAUUGGUUAAAAAAUGUAACAUGUCUUUUUAGCUUUCUAAGAUAUGCAAAUGGAUCUCUAGUUGUGAAUUUGUGAUUAAGGUAAAACUUUUAGCUGUGUUUCCAUUACUUUUAAUGUUGGUUUAUGUUCUAAGCCUCCGCAAGUGCCAAUGAUUUUGCUUUCUCAAAAUACACAGCCAACAAAGGAAAUGUUCCCAACCAAUGUAAUAGUGGAAGUUGAAAUCUAUCCUUGAGAGAAAAAGUGACAAUUAUAGAGUUUAAUAAUUUUCCUGGGAGCUAAUCUAGUGGCAUUCCUCAGCAUACACAAUUUCAAUGUAACUCUCUGUACUUCUCUAUGCAGAUACUGAAAUUGUAGUGACUAUGAAGAAUGUAAUGUCAUUUAACUGUGUUGUUCCCCAGUUAAUCAAGCUCAGCUGUGACUCGGAUAAAACUGCAUCAGUUGAGAUUUAUUUACUCUUGCUGGGCAAAUGAGUUUUGUAGAAGUCUCCUUUGAAAAACUUCUUUUGGCAAUCAGACAGUUUCACUUACCUGAGUUGAGUCUUUCCUAGUUUUGUUUACCUGUUCAAAUUCUGAAAAUUUUCCCUAUGUUCAUGGUUGUACCAUAUUCCAACUGGUUUUGGUGUGGAAGCCUUAACCUCACCAUUCACCUUGGAUUACUAUACCAUUUACCUAAUUUCAGUGCCUACGCAGAAGCUUUAUCCAGUGGUGAAUACAAUAGCUCCUGUGCUUAUAAAUGUGUGAAAUACUUGGAGCUGACUUGUCCUAUUAUUAGGCCUGCACAUGUCUUAUUAAGUCAGAUCCAUAAGGCCCCAUAGGGUUUGAGACCAUGAAAUUUUAGAGAUCAGUAUUUCCUGUAGCAGGGCUCAUGAUGUUAAUGGUCUCCCACAGCUUUUGCAAACCAGAAAGAAAUUUCCUCAAGAGGACCUUGGGCUUCAAAUUAUUGGUCAUCAGAGUAGUGUUUAAAACCCUUUUGUUUUAAUUUAUCUGAUUUUCCUCGUUGGGGCUUUUGGUUAAAAUGAAGGGUUAUUUUGAAAAUUAAUAAACCCCUUUAUCAAGCAACCUAAUAUGUGGUCUCAGAUGCAAUUACUACAAAUCAAAUGUUCACUGUGAGUCCAAAGAUAAACAGUAUCUCACUAACUGUAACACCCAGUUUAUAAGUGUCAUCUUGCCCCCAACACCAAUAUAUUAAAUUUCUACUAUAUCACAUUCGGUUACAUUAGUGUAUCGUGAUAUAGUUGUAAUAAAUAUAUCAGUGAAUGCAUUACAGUGUUUGAUUUCCUAAUGGGUGCAAACAUAACAAUUGCUUUUAAAUCAAAUUGAUACUCUUGAUUAUAUUUUUAUACAUAAGUAUUUCUUUAUAAGAAGUUGGUUGUCUUAAAUAACAUGUUGUUUCUUUGAACUUUUUUGUACCACAUCUUGUAGAUAAAAUCUGUAACAUAGAAAA
Miniopterus natalensis is the source of this 2839-nucleotide messenger RNA. It is a transcript of the gene C1GALT1C1, whose product is annotated as C1GALT1 specific chaperone 1. The record is from RefSeq and is a predicted model, not a curated record. Gene Ontology annotation, molecular function: N-acetylgalactosaminide beta-1,3-galactosyltransferase activity. Lineage: Eukaryota; Metazoa; Chordata; Mammalia; Chiroptera; Miniopteridae.